Rhopilema esculentum is the source of this 940-nucleotide messenger RNA. RefSeq lists its product as uncharacterized. The record is from RefSeq and is a predicted model, not a curated record. NCBI's taxonomy places the organism in Eukaryota, Metazoa, Cnidaria, Scyphozoa, Rhizostomeae, Rhizostomatidae.
UAGAGGAAGGCUGUGGGUUCAAUGAUGAUGUAGUUUCUUAAGUAUCAAAUACAAAUAUUGUAGCAAGCAAGGGCGUUGUUAGGUAGUUCAUUUAUAAUUUUCCAUGUAGUUAGCAAAUUUGAAUUAAUGUUCCUGUCCAUCAAGAAAUAAUUAUGCAACAACCACAAAAUCUACCGUAAUUUUCAGCACAGGAAAUCGAUAAUGGGAUGCACAGUACAAAUUGCAUCACUAAUGAAAGUAAAACUGUAUAAAAAGGACAGAAAGGACAGGCUCUUCAAUUGGUGCCAGGUUCAUUUUCAAGUGGCAAGUUGACGACGAUCAAAAUGAAGACUCUGAUUUUGUGCUGUUUGGUUUUUGGCAUUGCAAAUGCCCUGUACCUUGAAAGUGAAGACAACAGCCAAGAGGAUGCAAGUUAUGGCUACGGAUACAAAGUGAAAGUCAUAAAAGGACCCCCUGGACCUCCAGGACCUCCAGGCCCAAGCGGACCAGAAGGACCAGCCGGUCCUCCUGGCCCAAAGGGACCAAAAGGACGACCAGGACGACCAGGCAGACCAGGGAAAACAGGACGACCAGGACGACCAGGAUUAAACGGACUACCCGGUCGCCCAGGGAAGCGUGGAAGACCAGGACGCCCAGGCAGGCGAGGUUUUCCAGGAAGGCCCGGAAGACCUGGAAGAAAAGGAGAGCCAGGAAGAAAUGGCAGGCCAGGACCUAGAGGACCAAGAGGACCCCGUGGACCACGCGGCAGACCAGGAAGGCCAGGCAAGAAAUACUGGUACCCAAAGAAACAUGUUUAUUGACAACAUUUGGACACAUUUUCGAUAACAAAACUUUGAGAAUUGGUUAAGAACUUUCUAAUAUAAUUUAGCCUCAAAUAAUUGAACGAUUUGAAUUAUCUACAAAUGAUUCUUUUCAAAAAAGAACAAACAUAAGAGUGGUA